Pipistrellus nathusii (Nathusius's pipistrelle) is the source of this 2058-nucleotide messenger RNA. Lineage: Eukaryota; Metazoa; Chordata; Mammalia; Chiroptera; Vespertilionidae. The record is from the annotation of a GenBank genome assembly.
AUGGAUGGCUCCUUCAUCCAGCACAGCGUGAGGGUCCUGCAGGAGCUCAACAGGCAGCGGGAGAAAGGCCAGUACUGCGACGCCACCCUGGCCGUGGGCGACCUGGUGUUCAAGGCCCACUGGAGCGUCCUCGCCUGCUGCAGCCACUUCUUCGAGAGCCUCUAUGGGGUUGGCUCCGGGGGCAGCGUCGUCCUCCCGGCCGGCUUCGCGGAGAUUUUUGGCCUCUUGCUGGACUUUUUCUACACGGGCCACCUCGCCCUCACGUCAGGGAACCGGGACCAGGUGCUCCUGGCAGCCAGGGAGCUGUGUGUGCCGGAGGCUGUGGCACUGUGCCAGAGCUUCCACCCCACGCCCUCGGCGGGACAGGCACCAGGUGGCCAGGGUGGUCUGGAGAAACCUGCCCCCCGGGAUGUGAGCAGCCACCCCAAGGAGCUGGCAGGCGUGGAGGAAGAGGAAGCUUCGAGGGCUGUGAGUCACGUCCCCGGGGAUCAGGAGCCCGGCGGCAGCACCAGCCCUCCGAGGCUGCAGCUUGGGCUGCCUGCUCUGACUGAGAGCCCGUCCCUGCGCGGGAAACUCCAGCAGGCCCUCAAGCUGUGUCCCCCGGAGGACAAGGAGCCCGAGGAUUGCAAAGCGCCCCCGAGGCCCUUGGAGGCUCAAGGUGCCCAGCUGCAGGGCAGGAGUAAUGAGUGGGAAGUGGUGGUUCAAGUUGAGGAUGACGGGAAUGGCGACUGUGUUUCUGAGACAGAGACCAUGCUGACCAGGAGGAAGUCAAACGCGCUCAGAAAGCCCUGCCCUGCCGAGCCAGCCCUGAGCGCAGGCGCUCUGGCAGCCGAGCCCCCCGCGAACAGAAAAGGUACAGCGGUGCCGGUCGAGUGCCCCACCUGUCAUAAAAAGUUCCUCAGCAAAUACUACCUGAAAGUCCACAACAGGAAACACACUGGGGAGAAGCCCUUCGAGUGCCCCAAAUGUGGGAAGUGCUACUUCCGGAAGGAGAACCUCCUGGAGCACGAAGCCCGGAAUUGUAUGAACCGCUCCGAGCAGGUCUUCACGUGCUCCGUGUGCCAGGAGACCUUCCGCCGGAGGAUGGAGCUGCGGGUGCACAUGGUGUCCCACACGGGGGAGAUGCCCUACAAGUGCUCCUCCUGCUCCCAGCAGUUCAUGCAGAAGAAGGACUUGCAGAGCCACAUGAUCAGGCUGCACGGAGCGCCCAAGCCCCACGCUUGCCCCACCUGUGCCAAGUGCUUCCUGUCCCGGACCGAACUGCAGCUGCACGAGGCUUUCAAGCACCGCGGAGAGAAGCUGUUUGUGUGCGAGGAGUGUGGGCACCGGGCCUCGAGCCGCAACGGCCUGCAGAUGCACACCAAAGCCAAGCACAGGAAUGAGCGGCCCUAUGUCUGCGAGUUCUGCAGCCACGCCUUCACCCAGAAGGCCAACCUCAACACGCACCUGCGCACGCACACGGGCGAGAAGCCCUUCCAGUGCCACCUCUGCGGCAAGACCUUCCGCACCCAAGCCAGCCUGGACAAGCACCACCGCACGCACACCGGCGAGCGGCCCUUCGGCUGCGAGUUCUGCGAGCAGCGUUUCACUGAGAAGGGGCCGCUGCUGCGGCACGUGGCCAGCCGCCACCAGGAGGGCCGCCCCCACUUCUGCCAGAUCUGUGGCAAGACCUUCAAAGCCGUGGAGCAGCUGCGGGUGCACGUGCGGAGGCACAAGGGCGUGCGCAAGUUCGAGUGCACCAAGUGCGGCUACAAGUUCACGCGGCAGGCCCACCUGCGGCGGCACAUGGAGAUCCACGAGCGUGUGAAGAACUACAGCCCGCGGCAGCGCAAGCUGCGGAACCUGGUCAUCGAGGACGAGAAGGUGGUGGUGGUCGCGCUGCAGCCGCCCGCCGAGCUGGAGGUGGGCUCCGCCGAGGUCAUCGUGGAGUCGCUGGCCCAGGGCGGCCUGGCGCCACCGCUCCCCGCCCAGAGACUGUGCGCCGAGGAGGGCUUCCCGGGCGUCAUGGAGCCCUCGCUGCUCAUCACCGCGGCCAUCCCCGAGGACUGUGACUCGUAG